AUGUCUGGGAGGUUUAAGGGUUCCAAUGCUGCUAGAUUUGUGAGAAAUUCUGCUUUUACGCAGUCCAAUACUUACGGAUUGACGGCAGGGCAGCUGCUUCAAGCUAAAAAGGUUGAUGAGAUAGAUUCCGUUAUGGGAUUUGAUAGGUAUAUCACCCCACAUCAAAGUGGUGGUGCUGAUAGUAAGAGCCACAGAAUUGGUUGGCUGUGUAAUAUGCAUCCUACUACAGUUGCGGACGAUUUUGAGGAGGGCGCUUCUGGUGUGGGCAUUAGUGGUGUGGAUUACUACUUUCUUGAUGAGGAAGGUGGUUCUUUUAAGACAACAGUUACAUACGACCCUUAUUUCCUAGUUGGUUGCAGAGAUGAGCGACGUAUACAUGAUCUUGAGGAGUUUUUAAAGAAGUUUUUGGAGUCAUUUGUGAAAACUGUAACGGUUGUACAGAAGGAUGAUCUGAGCAUGGAUAACCACCUGGUUGGGCUGCGGAAGACAUUGCUGAAAUUGAGCUUCGUAAAUACGAAUAAUUUGUUUGAGGCCAGGAAGCUUCUGCGACCAAUACUUCAGGAAAAUGAAGAUAGCAAGCUGAGGCGUGACAUAUACAGUUCCGGGGGUGAUUCUUCAAAUGUAGAUACGAAGUUCCUGAUAGAAGAUAUUCGAGAGUAUGAUGUUCCAUUCCAUGUGCGUGUUUCAAUUGAUAAGAAUAUACGGGUGGGAAGAUGGUAUAAGGUUACUUCUGGAGGACUAAUUGAGUUCAAGGACAAGGUUGCGUUUGCAGACCCGGUAGUGCUCGCGUUCGACAUUGAGACUACAAAAGCGCCAUUAAAGUUUCCUGAUGCUGCCAUUGACCAGAUUAUGAUGAUUUCCUAUAUGAUUGAUGGAGAAGGUUUUCUAAUAACGAACCGAGAAAUUAUCUCUGAGGACAUUGAUGAUUUUGAAUAUACUCCGAAGCCGGAAUACCCUGGUCAGUUUACAAUUUUCAAUGAACCAGAUGAACUGGGGCUGUUGAAAUGCUUUUUUCAGCAUAUAAGGGAUGUACAACCAACCGUCAUUUCUACUUUUAACGGUGACUUCUUCGACUGGCCUUUUGUCGAUAACAGAAGUAAAAUUCACGGACUAGAUCUAUUUGAUGAGAUUGGAUUUGCACCAGAUUCUGAAGGAGAAUAUAAGUCAAGCUACUGUACCCACAUGGACUGCUACAGAUGGGUGAAAAGAGAUUCAUACUUACCGCAGGGUUCGCAGGGUUUAAAAGCGGUUACGCAAGCGAAGCUCGGUUACAAUCCAAUUGAAUUAGAUCCAGAGCUAAUGACCCCAUAUGCAUAUGAAAGACCUCAACAUCUAUCUGAGUAUUCUGUUUCUGAUGCAGUAGCAACGUAUUAUCUGUAUAUGAACUAUGUGCACCCUUUCAUUUUCUCUCUAUGUACUAUCAUUCCAUUAAAUCCAGAUGAGGUUUUGAGAAAGGGUACCGGUACCCUAUGUGAAAUGCUUCUAAUGGUUCAAGCAUAUGAAAAGGGUAUACUGCUGCCUAAUAAAUACUCUGAUCCAAUUGAGCGUUUUUAUGAUGGCCAUCUUUUGAUUUCAGAGACCUAUGUUGGUGGACACGUUGAAUCUUUAGAAGCUGGAGUAUUUAGAAGUGACAUUUCAACUCAUUUCAAAGUUGAUCCUUCAGUUAUAGAUGAGCUGCUUGAGGAGCUGCCGCAUGCAUUACGUUUUUGUGUUGAGGUUGAGAAUAAAACAAACAUGGAGGAUGUAACUGAUUUUGAGCUCAUCAAACAGCAAAUUACCGAUACACUUCUAGAACUAAAAAAGAAUAACAAAAGGGAUGAACGUCCACUUAUUUACCACGUGGAUGUUGCUUCUAUGUAUCCAAAUAUCAUGACAACAAACAGGUUACAACCAGACAGUAUAAAGUUAGAGCGUGAUUGUGCAAGUUGUGAUUUUAAUCGACCAGGUAAGACAUGCGAUAGAAGAUUAACAUGGGCAUGGAGAGGUGAGUUUCUUCCUGCAAAAAUGGAUGAGUACGGUAUGGUAAAACGAGCUCUACAAAAUGAGUACUUUCCUGCAAGAAAUAAGAACUCUUCUCAAAAGGUUUUGACAUUUGACGAAUUAAGUUAUUCCGAACAAGUUGGACAUUUAAAGAAAAGAUUAACAGAUUACUCUAAAAAGGUUUAUCAUAGAGUUAAAGUGACCGAAACUGUGGAACGUGAGGCGAUUGUUUGUCAGCGAGAGAACCCAUUUUACGUCAAUACAGUUAGAUCAUUUAGGGAUAGAAGAUAUGAGUUCAAGGGAUUAGCCUCAACUUGGAAAAAGAAGUUACAAAAGAUUAAUGCGGAUGAUAGGCAGGAAUAUGAUGAUGCUAAGAAGAUGAUUGUGCUAUACGAUUCUUUGCAAUUGGCUCAUAAAGUUAUUUUAAAUUCUUUUUAUGGAUACGCCAUGAGAAAGGGUUCGAGGUGGUAUUCAAUGGAAAUGGCUGGUAUUACCUGUUUAACGGGUGCUAAAAUUAUUCAAAUGGCUCGAUCUGUUGUUGAAAGAGUUGGAAGGCCCUUGGAAUUGGACACGGAUGGUAUUUGGUGUAUUAUUCCUAGUUCUUUUCCAGAAAAUUACGAAUUCACCUUAAAAAACGGCAAAAAAUUGUAUCUUUCAUAUCCAUGUUCUAUGUUGAAUUACAAGGUGCAUCAAAAGUUCACGAAUGAUCAAUAUCAAGAACUUAUUGACGAUGUCAAGCAUAAAUACAAAACUAUUAAUGAUAACUCCAUUUUCUUCGAAGUUGAUGGUCCAUAUAAAGCAAUGAUUCUACCAACUUCGAAGGAAGAAGGUAAAGGUAUUAAGAAGAGGUAUGCUGUUUUUAAUGAAGAUGGUACACUGGCAGAGUUAAAGGGAUUUGAGUUAAAGAGACGUGGUGAGUUACAAUUAAUCAAAAACUUUCAGCAAGAUAUUUUUAAGGUCUUUCUAGAUGGCGAUUCGUUACAAAGCUGUUAUUUGGCGGUUGCCGCAGUCGCUAAUAGAUGGCUAGAUGUUUUGGAUACUAAGGGAGCCAUGUUAGAGACUGAAGAUUUAAUUAGUUUAAUUUGUGAAAACAAGAGUAUGUCUAAGACACUAAAGGAAUAUGAAGGACAGAAAUCGACAUCAAUUACUACUGCUCGUAGAUUGGGUGAAUUUUUGGGAGAAGAAAUGGUAAAGGAUGCCGGUCUACAGUGUAAAUUCAUUAUUAGUUCUAAACCUGCCAAUGCGCCGGUCACGGAAAGAGCAAUUCCGGUUGCCAUAUUUUCUGCAGAAUUGAGCGUUAAAAAGUCAUUCUUAAGGAAAUGGCUGGUUGAUUCCUCACUUGAAAACUUUGAUCCAAGAGAUAUUAUUGACUGGGCUUAUUAUAGAGAAAGAUUGGCAUCAGUUAUUCAGAAAAUUAUUACUAUUCCAGCUGCUCUACAAAAUAUCCCGAACCCUGUGCCAAGGGUAGAACAUCCAGACUGGCUUAAAAAAAAGAUUGCAACUAGUGAGGCAAAAUUGAAGCAAACCUCCAUUGGUAAGUUUUUCAAGAAGAGUGAGAAAGCUAUUGAAGUUGAAAUUGAGAAUGCAGCUUUUGCAGUUGAUAACGCUACUGAUGUUAAAAUUGCAAAAGUGAAAUCCAUUAAAAGGAAAAGAAGGCAGCUAAAAAAUACUGCUGAUGAAGAGUUAACACUUCCAGCAGAAAUGCCAUCGAUGGAUGAGGACUAUGUGGCUUGGUUAGAAUAUCAGAAAAUUAAAUGGAAGAUACAAGCUAAAGAAAGGCAACGUAGAGCGCAACUUUUUGGGGUGGAUAAUGUUUCGAAUCACAGUACAGUAUUAGGGAAUAUUAUGAGAAAACAUGCAGAGUCAUAUGCUAACUCAACAUGGCAGAUAUUGCAGUAUAAAAACUCCAGUGAACCAGGAGUAGUUGAUAUAUAUGCAUUAAUUCAUGAAAAAGUCCAAAUUGUCAAAGUACAUGUUCCGAAAACCAUAUAUGUCAACUAUAAAACUAAUAAUCUUCCACCAGGAAGCAUCAGGAACUGUAAGAUUGAGAAAAGCCAUGCAAUUCCUCCUAAUAAUCCUAGUAUUAAUAGAUACGACAAGAGCUCACUGUUCAAGUUAACUCUUCCAGAGAUGGUUUACUUAGAUGAAGUGAAAAAAACCUCAAGUAUCCUUAAUAAUACUUCUGUUUUAGGAAUAUAUGAGAGUUCUAUCCCAGCUAGUGAAAGAAUUUUGAUGGAAUUAGGAACUUGUGUUGGAUUUGAUUCAAAUCUAAUGGGGGCACUGACUAAAGGUUUGCAGAAUGGUUUCAGUUUGAAAGAUCUUCGUAAGUGUGACUCUGAAAGGUAUCUAGAAGGCUUUCCGCUGGAGAUCUCUUACUUUCUACAUCUGACGACAAAUAUUGGAUAUGAAUUUUUCACAAUAUUUAGAAGUUGGAGCGAUUCUGUUGAGAUAUUUGUAUUAAAACCAUCGAAUGCUGCUCAAGAACUUUCUGUAUCGGGGAUCGAAAGUUUAUAUAAGGCACAAUUUGAAAAGAAAAAGAAGGCUAUCGAUAAAUAUUACGAUUACCUCAAACCAAAUCCAGGACUAAUAUUCUCGUUCCAGUAUUUCACUGAUAUUCACAAACUUUACAAGACCCUAGGAAAGGAAUUCUCAGUAAUUAAUGAAGAAAAAGGUUUCCAGAAGAUAUUAUUACUACAAUCUCCCUAUGCUAAAAAGCUAUACAAGACUAUUCGCGGUUUGCAAGAAAUUCCAAUAGUUGAAAUCUCUAUUGGAGAGAUAACUUUACCGACCUUGAAUUGGCAGGGGACAUUAACGAGAAAGAUUGUUAGUCAUUUAUUAAGUCUAGGAUCAUGGGCUGCUCACUUAGUUGCGUUAUCAACUUAUACCAACAUACCAAUCUGCAAUUUAAAACUUGAAAAUCCAGGGUAUUCGAUUGAUAUUCUAUAUGCAAGGAAACUCACAAAAAACAAUACCAUCUUAUGGUGGAACGAAAAUCAACCAUUACCCGAUCAUGGGGGUGUUCAAAAUGACUAUGAUCCAAACAAAAUUGCUUUGAGCAUGGAUUUAGAAUCUCCUGUUGUUAACAAUCCAGAAAUCUACGAUAAUGCUGUUUUGGAAAUUGAACUCAAUAACUUGACAGUUAAUACGGUUUUAACUUCUGCUCUAAUUUAUGAGGCAGAGGGCACUGAUUUAGCGACUGUUGAACAUGAAGGUGAUUCAAGGGAAAAUGGGUCGAAUUUUGUUGAAGAUGCAUUUUCAGGAUCAUCUUUAAGCGUGUUGCGUUCAAUGUUAAAGAGCCUAUGGGAUGACGCGCUAGAGAAUAAUAUAAGUGCUGACUCCCUUUUGCACUCUUUUAUCAGCUGGGUUCAGUCUGAAAACUCUCGAUUAUUUGACUACACUUUAAGAUACCAUGUUCAUACACUUACAAAGAAAGCUCUACUUCAACUAAUUAAUGAAUUUAGAUCCAUGGGCUCAAGCGUGGUUUACGCUGAUAGAAACAAACUGCUAUUAAAGACUAACAAGCACAAUGUGGACAAUUCAUAUGCAUACGGGCAAUACCUCAUAAAAGCUGUUAGGGCAAAACCACUUUUUAGUUACAUUGACUUAAACAUUUUACGGUACUGGGAUAUUUUAAUAUGGAUGGAUAAGUAUAAUUACGGUGGGUGCAGCUGUUUAGAGAUUCAAGAAAAGGAAAAGCAGGAUCUGCAAGCAUACUCCAGUUGGCAUAUAAGAGAAUUUCUGGCUCCAAUUUAUCAGAUGGAAUUUGAUGACUGGUUCCUUAUCAUUCUGGAUAGUAUGAUGAAGACAAAAAUUCAGUUCUACGAAUUGAAUGAAACUCAAAGGCUAACCCAGCUUCCAGUGCAUGAAAAUCAUUCAGAUGAUACCACAGUAACUCAUUCUAUUUCUGGAUUCACGAAUAGGUUUUUCCAGCCUCUAGUGAAGCGAAUCCAGAAAUUAUGGCAUAACCAACAAGAAUUCAUCUUAGAUUCAAACUUCGCUCGAGACUAUGCUAUCCCUCACUUACCCGGAAGUUACUUACAACCAAGCAACCCUCUGCUAGAGUUAGUGAAAUAUUUGUCUCAUAUUUUGCUUCUUUCAAAGGAAAGAACUCUGGAGGUGAGGACUCUGAGGAAAGAGUUACUUGCCGUUUUUGAACUCGGGGAAUUCGAUACAAUUGCGGAAUUUAAAAACCCUAGCUCCUCUUUGAUCAUAAACAACUUUUUAUGUGAACAUUGUGCUCAUUUCAAGGAUUUGGAUGUCUGUAUGGAAUCGGAACGGUCUUUAUUCAAGUGUGAAAAAUGUGGAAAAGACAUUAACAAGGCCCUGAUUGAAGAAACCCUGCUUCAGAAAAUGGAAGUAUAUUUAAGCACAUAUCUAGCCCAAGAUCUAAGCUGUUCUAAAUGUAAACGCGUGAAGAUGGACACUAUGUCUGAGUACUGUCCAUGUUCAGGCAGCUGGGAACUGACGAUCUCAAAUGAGUGCUAUGCCAGGGAAAUUGAAACUCUCCAUAAUGUUGCAACCUACUAUGGUUUUGAGAUCCUUCGUGAGGCCCUUGCAGAAGCAUUUUAA
Molecule: messenger RNA, 6549 nt
Organism: Eremothecium sinecaudum
Lineage: Eukaryota; Fungi; Ascomycota; Saccharomycetes; Saccharomycetales; Saccharomycetaceae
Gene: POL2
Product: DNA polymerase epsilon catalytic subunit
Exons: 1
Coding region: 1-6549 (2182 amino acids)
Biological process (GO): DNA replication proofreading; base-excision repair, gap-filling; leading strand elongation
Cellular component (GO): epsilon DNA polymerase complex; nucleus
Molecular function (GO): nucleotide binding; DNA-directed DNA polymerase activity; single-stranded DNA 3'-5' DNA exonuclease activity
Source: RefSeq, a predicted model, not a curated record